Symbiodinium natans is the source of this 1023-nucleotide messenger RNA. The record is from the annotation of a GenBank genome assembly. NCBI's taxonomy places the organism in Eukaryota, Dinophyceae, Suessiales, Symbiodiniaceae.
AUGCGGAUCUGCCGCGCCGGGUUUCCGCUCGGGCUCUCGCUCGUGGUGCUGGCGGCGGGUCGCUCCAGCGGCAGCUCCGGAAGCUGCCAGGCGGCUGCGCAGGCCCAGAUCCGCCGGGCGCCGGACGGCAAAGGGAUGGCCACCACCAGCAGCCACAUCUUCAAGAGCCAGCUGGCCGAGCAUUUCUGUGAGCACGGGGCUGGCAUGACAGUUCUGGAGCUGGGGACGCACCAUGGCCACACCACGGCCGUCUUGGCGGCCAUCUUUCGCAAGGUCAUCGCCGUGGACAUCCUGAAAUCCUCCUUGGACAUGGCGGCGAGGCACGUCGGCGAGCUGGCAAACGUGUUUCUGCUGUCUUUGGAUCUUCGAGCCGCUGAUUGGCAGGCGAUAGCCAGCAACGAUGUGAGCGUGGUCCUCGUCGGCGCGAAUCAUGACUACCAGGCCGUGCUCUCGGGCGUGCGCAAUGCGCUGAGCUACUUCCCGUCACUCCGGUUUCUGGUCUUCGACGACUACUUCCAAGACUCCGUGCACCGAGCCGUGACCGAGCUUGAGGAGGCCGGUGUUCUGGUGAACUGUGAGGCCCUGGGCGCUGGCUGGGAUGGAAGGCACUGGUACGUACGGUCCUCCCGGGUGAACCGUUCAGAGGGUCGGAUCUGCCAAGCUGGUCACGGGAACCUCGGGCAGCUUCUGAAGCAGAGCUUCCUCAACCGCAGCUUCUACGUCUACAGGCUUCCGCUGAACAUGCACCCCUCGGGCUACAUGCGCUUCCUCCCGGAUGGGAGUCUCCAGUCCUCCCAGUGGAGCGACGGUGCCUGGAGAUUGCCGCAGGACCCGGGCCUGCUGGAUGACUUUCUGCUGCUCAGCAUCCCCGGCCUCUCCCACGAGCCGCUGCUCUUGCAGUUCAACCAGCGACGUGUGGCUUUCCUUCUCUGCAACUUCCACACGAAGGAGGCAGAAUGGUUCGGACUUGUCGCGGAUGUGCUGGAGCAGCCCUUCAUGCUGGCGAACCAGGGCUUCCGCUGA